AUUUAUUUUUAAAAUCCACAAAUUUAUCGAAACGAUCGUAAACUUUAUUGGAAAGUGUUAGCAAAAGUGCGUCUCCUCGGAGAUUUUUGAACGGUUCAAAAUUGCGUCAAUAACGGCGUCUUAUCUGAAGCUGGGGGAUUCCCCGAGUCCUUCCUACAGCGACUCCGACCGUCCCGAGGACGAGGAUGACUUCUACCUCCAGAGGCAGCGGUUGUUGAGUUACCGGGGGCUCCAGGAAAGGAUGGAGUACGGAUCUCCAUUCCAUCAGCGGCUUGCAGGGGCGUAUGGAGUCUCAGCGCCCGCGGAUUUGUCUAAAAGAAGUCCACCCAGAGAGGGCUCCAGGUCGUCUAAUGUUCCUUCGUCGUUGUUCACCAUAGAUAGUAUCCUCGCUCCGAGACCGGCCACGACGACUUCCUCAUCGUCGUCGACCUCUUGUCUGUCCCCGCUGCCCUCCAAGUUACCCGCCCCCACGUUACUGAGGCAUCCUCUGCACUUCGGACACCUUGCGGCGGUCGCGUCAGGGUUCACGCCAACCUCUUCGGAUUUCUUGGCCGUAUACCCCGGCCUCUAUCCCAACUACAUGUCCCAGGCCGCUGCCGCUGUGGCGAUGGCCGUCUCUCACCAGUCCGCACCGCCGCCCAAGAGGAAGCGACGACAUCGGACAAUCUUCACCGAGGAACAACUUGAGCAGCUGGAGGCGACCUUUGACAAGACUCACUACCCUGACGUCGUCCUGAGAGAGCAGCUUGCGCUCAAGGUCGACCUCAAGGAGGAGAGAGUGGAGGUGUGGUUCAAGAACCGGAGGGCCAAGUGGAGGAAACAGAAACGAGAAGAGCAGGAGAGACUUCGAAAACUCCAAGAGGACCGACCAUCGCCGUGUGCCGAGGACCCUCGCCUCAUGGGUACCUCCGUGGACCUUGGACUUCCUCAUAGCGACGACGAAUACCUGGAAGUCGCGUGAGGUCUCCAACCUAGGCCGUCAGCCUUUUCACCCGUUACCAGGAACAUCAGGGAUCUCCAGGACACCAGGGGG
This is a messenger RNA of Macrosteles quadrilineatus (aster leafhopper), 1033 nucleotides long. Its product is annotated as homeobox protein goosecoid-like. The transcript has 3 exons. Gene Ontology annotation, biological process: regulation of transcription by RNA polymerase II. NCBI's taxonomy places the organism in Eukaryota, Metazoa, Arthropoda, Insecta, Hemiptera, Cicadellidae. Bases 242 to 961 code for a protein of 239 amino acids. The record is from RefSeq and is a predicted model, not a curated record. Gene Ontology annotation, molecular function: DNA-binding transcription factor activity, RNA polymerase II-specific; RNA polymerase II transcription regulatory region sequence-specific DNA binding.